UUUAGCUACGCGUGUUCGUUUUAAUAACUUUUAUGAGCAUAGAAAAAGUGUUAAUUACUUUAAAUUGAAAGUAAAAUCUUAAAGUUCUUAGACUUUUGGUUUUUAAAACGCAAGAAAACAAGGAAUUUAUAUUUGAGAGAAACGUGUAAAAAAAGCUUUUUUCGGUGGCUGUAGUUUGUGAGGUGCAUAAAAAUUUAACUGAAAUUCAAGAAAUCCAAAAAACAAAACUUGCUAAGCUGCUGGUUGGUGAGGCACAAAUACAAAAUUGAUUGCACAUUAAGUUUUUUAAACAUUUGGGAAGGAAAAACAACAAUAAACAGAACUCUAUAAGUGUGUGGAGAUAUUCAAUUAAAAACUACUUAAAUGGUGCUAUAAUAAUUACUAGUUUAAGUAUACUUUUCAAGCUAAUUAGUUGGAAUUUUAAGGCAAACACUAAUUAAGUGGAAAUACUAAAGGUUUUAGACAGAAUAUAAAAGUUAAAACCAACUGAACUUUGUUACUUGAAUAUUGAAUGGAACUGCAAUUAAAUUGCAAAACAGGAACCAAUUUUCAUAAAUCAGACGCCAACAAUUUAGGAAAAAGUAAACAAAAUUUGCAAACACUUUUCAAGAAACUAGAAGAAGAAGAAAAAACAAGACAGCAAUUAAACAACGCCGUUUUGCAUGUUGUUAUCAUUAAAUAUAAGAAAAAGAAAACGAAAAACCACACAACGAAGAAAAAAGAUAAAAAAUUGCUUUUAUUUACAGCAACAAUAAUAAGAAAAUAAUUAUAAAACACCAACAGCAGAGAAAUAAAUAAAAGAGCAAAGUGUUUUUAAACAGAAACAGUAAAAAUAAAAAUCUACUUAUAAAAAGAGAGCCCCAUCAUCAGCACAACCGAGUAGUGGGGGAAACACUAAGCGAAAGCGCAGUUGGAGCAACAAAACACUAGCAUUUUGCAAAACUUGUUCAGUAGUAAGACAUUAGGCAGCCUAUUAAAAACACCUCCUAUCAAAAAAAAAAAAAAUAAACUAGCUGAGAGAGCUGCCAGCUAGAAAGGGUUUUUUUAAUUAAACAACUAAACAGCAAACACUUUAAUAAACGAUAAACAAAAUAAUUUAAAAGAAAUUUAUUAAAAAAAAUAAAUCACCAAGCAGCAAUAAACUUCCUAAUAAUUUCGUGUGUUUAAUUGCAACAAACCCCCAAAAAUAAAGCAUCAGCUGUUAAAACCAUAAAUUCCAAAAGUAAAAAAAGAAAACUACUUGCAGCAAAAUGAAUAUUGACGACUAUGAAUCUUUGCCCACCACAAGUGUGAGUGUAAAUAUGACGGCCGGAGCUAUAGCCGGUGUAUUGGAGCACAUUGUUAUGUAUCCCAUGGAUUCAGUUAAGACACGUAUGCAAAGUUUAUCACCAGCCACAUCAAAAUACAACAUCACAGCCACAUUUACAAAUAUGAUAAAAAAGGAGGGUAUCCUGAGACCCAUACGAGGUGUUAGCGCUGUUGUGGCUGGUGCUGGUCCAGCACAUGCUUUAUACUUUGGUUCCUAUGAAAUGUCCAAAGAACUGAUGACCAAAGUAACCACACACAAUCAUAUAAAUUAUAUGGCUUCCGGUGUCAUUGCUACUCUCAUACACGAUGCCGUUUCAAAUCCCGCUGAGGAUAAACAACGUUUACAAAUGUAUAAUUCUCCCUAUAAAUCGGUGGUGCAAUGUUUGCGUGGCGUUUAUCAACAGGAGGGUAUUAAGGCUUUUUAUCGCUCAUAUUCAACACAAUUGGUAAUGAAUAUACCAAAUCAGACAAUACACUUUUCCACUUAUGAGUUUUUCCAAAAUAUGCUCAAUCAUGAACGCAAAUAUAAUCCCCCGGUUCAUGUCAUUGCUGGCGGUGCUGCUGGUGCUUGUGCGGCUGCAAUUACCACACCAUUAGAUGUUGUUAAAACACUAUUGAAUACUCAGGAAACGGGUUUGGUUAAGGGAAUGAUGGAAGCCAUUAGAAAGAUAUAUGCAGUGGCUGGUCCUCUCGGCUUCUUUAAGGGUUUAACGGCUCGUGUCCUUUAUGCAAUGCCAGCGAAUGCUAUUUGUUGGUCCACUUAUGAAUUUUUCAAAUUCUAUUUAUGUGGCAUCGAUCGUGAUCACUACAAAUCGACAAUAACGGGUAAAAAUGCGCUGCAACCACGUAAAACCUCCACUUCCGAUGUAGUUGGCGAUAUACACAUACCUAAUGCAUAUCUUAUGGUACCAGUGCCCGAAACUAGCGAAGAAUUUAAGAAUCCCAAAGAAUCAUCAACACCACCACCACAACAGCCUCAUACACCAGCCACUACUACAGCCCUACCUACUGGUCCCAUUAAAACAGUUUGUGAACUGUCCACCAGCGUUACAUCACCCACCCUUAAUCUGACCACUAGACAUACAGAUGUUAAAAGUCCCUUCGACAGAGGAUUCUCAAGUCCAUAA
This is a messenger RNA of Lucilia sericata (common green bottle fly), 2435 nucleotides long. It is a transcript of the gene mfrn, whose product is annotated as mitoferrin. Gene Ontology annotation, cellular component: mitochondrial membrane. The record is from RefSeq and is a predicted model, not a curated record. NCBI's taxonomy places the organism in Eukaryota, Metazoa, Arthropoda, Insecta, Diptera, Calliphoridae. Gene Ontology annotation, biological process: iron import into the mitochondrion. Gene Ontology annotation, molecular function: ferrous iron transmembrane transporter activity.